Cooperia oncophora is the source of this 582-nucleotide messenger RNA. The record is from the annotation of a GenBank genome assembly. NCBI's taxonomy places the organism in Eukaryota, Metazoa, Nematoda, Chromadorea, Rhabditida, Trichostrongylidae.
AUGGCUGAUUCGCCUGGGAUGAUCCAUCACCAGGUGACCGACAUCUACUCAGAGCUAUGGAAUUUUGGCUUCAUCGUCGAUCACAUGAUCUGUUUACGAACCCUCACUGCAUUACGAAUGAGGCUCACAUACGUGUGGAUACAGAUUUUCUCUCGAUUUGAAAUGAUAGAUGUGCUUCAACUGAUUAUGCGAAUUCUCUCCGCAUUUUUCGCUGUUCUUUUCACGUUCAUCAAUCCGUGCAUGCUCUACAAAGUCGUUUCCGAACUGGAAUCCUCUUUCUCCCAUAACCUACCCGAGAAGAUACGAUCGCGAUUCCUGGAAAUCAUCUGCACCUAUUUCAUCGAUAACAAUCUCGCCUCAAAGCUUCGUCUAGUCGUCUAUAUGUCAGUGCUCCUUUUCACUUUGCUACAUCUGAUUGCGACUAGCCUCUGCCUCUAUGGUCAUUACUCUUGCCGACCUGCAUUCUUUCGACCAUUUCUAGUUGAUGCAGCUUUGAGCUUUGUAAGUGUUUACUGUUAUAGAUCUUCAUUUGUCACUUGUGUUGAAGAAAACAUAUUGGUACGCAUUUCAAGACAGUUUUAG